Gavialis gangeticus (Gharial) is the source of this 5308-nucleotide messenger RNA. It is a transcript of the gene OTUD3, whose product is annotated as OTU deubiquitinase 3. The coding region runs from base 10 to 1200 and encodes 396 amino acids. The transcript is spliced from 8 exons. Gene Ontology annotation, molecular function: cysteine-type deubiquitinase activity. The record is from RefSeq and is a predicted model, not a curated record. Gene Ontology annotation, biological process: protein deubiquitination. NCBI's taxonomy places the organism in Eukaryota, Metazoa, Chordata, Crocodylia, Gavialidae.
GCUGGGAUUAUGUCGCGCAAGCAGGCGGUGCGGGCCCGGCCGGGUGGUGGGAAGAAGGCGGAGAUGGAGCGCAGGCGGGAUGAGCGGGCGGUGCGGCGGGCGCUGGCCAAGGAGCGCCGCAACCGGGCCCCCACCGAGGGCGGCGCGGUGGCGGCCCAGGAGUUCGUCAGCUUCACCAACCAGCUGCAGGCGCUGGGCCUACGGCUGCGCGAGGUGCCGGGCGACGGCAAUUGUUUGUUUCGAGCACUUGGUGACCAGCUGGAGGGACAUUCCCGGAACCACCUCAAACACCGCCAGGAAACAGUGGAUUACAUGAUAAAACAGCGGGAAGAUUUUGAGCCUUUUGUGGAGGAUGACGUUCCCUUUGAGAAGCAUGUCUCCAAUUUGGCGAAGCCUGGCACUUUUGCUGGCAAUGAUGCUAUUGUGGCAUUUGCAAGGAACAAUCAAAUGAAUGUAGUUAUUCAUCAGCUCAAUGCUCCACUGUGGCAGAUCAGAGGCACAGAUGAAAGCAAUGUGAGGGAGCUUCACAUUGCCUAUCGGCAUGGAGAACACUAUGAUAGCGUACGGAGAAUCAAUGACAACUCUGAAGCUCCGGCUAAUCUUCAAACAGAGAUGCUUUGUAAAAAUGAAACAAAUAAGAAGGAGAAAAUCGAGCCAAAGAAGGAUGAAUCUGAAGAGGAGGUGGAGGAUGAAGUAGAGGAUGCUAUUCAAAAAGUUCGCAAUGCAACUGGGUGUUCGGAUCUACAUUUCAUAAGUCAGAUUCUAGAAGUGGAGAACUACAAUAUUGAUUCUGCAAUAUUUGCCAUUCUCCAAGUGAAUGAAGUGAAAAGAAUCAAUGCAGAGGAGCAGUGUGGUUCCCAGGCCAAAGGUCAGAAGCCGCGUAGCUCAGCCCUGUGGGAGGAGAAUGGGAGUGGCAGUAGAAUCUUUGGAAAUCAGGGUUUACCUCCAGGUGGAACAGAAAACAACAAGGCACAGGUUAGACCUGUUGAAGAGACUCGAGCCAGCAAAAACCAUUUCCCAAAGGUAUCUAAUAAACAAAGGAAGGAGCAGCAGCGGCUGGAGAAGAAGAGGCGACAAGAAGAAAGGCACCGUCAGAAAGCCUUGACUAACAAGAGUAACAAUGCAAAUAACAACCGGAAUGAGACAGACUCAAACACGCAGGUCACUCUAGUGAAGGCCCUUGCGGCUGUGAAUAUUUGACUGUGACCGUGUUUAGGCCUCUUUGCAAAUGGGAAACAGAAUCGAGGAGGAAGAGUAGUGACACUUGAGAGAAGGCCAUACUCUUCAAAACAAAUUUGUGGGCAUCCACUCAUAGUCUCUGCGUGCUAAGUCUUUUUUGGCUUUCUACAGCUACAGGAAGAGCAACCUGGGGACAUUAGAGAACAUUUGCCAGUGAGUGAGGGAUGGUCAAAGCUUAACAAAGUGAAAAUGUGGAGGUGGUUCAGUGAACGUUGAGCCGUCUCCCUAUAUACCUGGCAUGAGAUUUGCUUUCAAGCAUGGAAGAAUACUUGUUUUAAGUUACUGUAAAGGGGAGUGUUAACUGUUUUCAGCUGAGGAAUACACUUUCCCAUUUUCUCUCUCUCUUUCUUUCUCUCUCUCUCUCUCUCUCUCUUUAAAGUGACUGGAACAAACUUCUGGAAUCCUUUCCAAAACCGAAACUAUCAGCCAACCACUAUAGCAAAAUAUGUAAGAUUUGUCAUCCCCUGUGCCCCACACCAUAACUGAAUGGCAAGUUGUAGUUUGGAUAGAGCUGCUCUUGCUUUUGUUCCACUAAGCCAUUUGCUAAAUGCUGCUGACUGUUUUAGAGGUGAUUUGUACCUGGAGGCGAAUUGGGCUGGCUGGAUCUGUGAUAUUUUUGGCACAAAGUGAGUGUAGAAGAAAUCUGUGGGCACCCUGAUCUGCUAGCAAUGAAGCCCCUCUUCUCUGACAAUAUUACUUGCAUAAAAUGAGGGGGGAGACUCGUGUACUCUUUGAUUGCAGAGUUGAUUUUCCCCAUCUAGUAUAGUCUAAUGAGGUAGUACUUGAUGCAGCAGACAUGAGAUUUCUAUUAAGUGCUAGCAAAAAUGUGCUGGUUUUUAGACAUCUGGAAUUUCAUCCUCUGCCUCAUGCAUUGAGGGCUGGAGUCCAAAUAGGGAACUUGACUGUCUUCAAUCUCCAAAUUAAAUUCUUCUAGCCAAUGGCUCAGAAGUCCUGGGGACAAGCUUCCAAGUAGCACUGAUUGCUGGGAAAUUUGCCCAAUUCACUCCUCAUAAAUCAAGCUUUUUCCAGGAUAGGAUUUUGUAGCUUAAAUUCCUCUUAGAUAAGAUCACCAAACACCAUGAAGUAUAAUUGAUCACUAGAGUCUAAUCUUGUGGUAUUUUCCUCUAUAUGAGUGGGAGUUUGGCCUAAAGUAAAGGUUGUGGGAUUUGGUCCAUGAUACAUGAUGGCUUAUACUAUCAAACAUCAAUCAAGUUCCUGGACUUGCAUGAAGAACUAAGUUAAAAAAAAAAAGAGAGAGACUGAGAGAGGAGACACCCUAUUACUCAAAGUAAAGCUUAAUGAAAACUUCCAUGUGAGGGAGGAUUCUUUUAAGGUGAGCAUAUGUGCCUUAGAGCCCAUAUCAGUACUGGAAUAUGUGUGGACUUAAUACUUUAAAAAUGACCCUUUUGACUGAACUGCCAAGACCUGAGUUAGCAGUUCUUGGUUUCCUCUGCUACUGUGUAGCAUUUGAAACAAUCAAAGAAAUGGACCUGGCCUAUAAGUAUGAGCAAUGUUGAAUAGGGCUGGAGAAAAACAAAAUAGCCCUGUGGGCUUGGAAGCUAAAAUGCCUUUGGGUUCCUCUCUAAAGAGCUGGCAGUAGUGUAUACAAUAGCAAACAGACCAGCUGCUCAGAGAUGCAUCUGACAUGUCAAAAAGUCCAUUAUUUUCAAAUCAGUCUUAAAUGCUAGUGCCAGCCAUCAUAAAAAUUUCCUUUGGCAAGAAACCUAUGAGCAGUAUUUGUUAGCUGUAAACAAUAUGAAUAGGCCCUAAAUUCACAGUACCAUUGAAGUAUAACAAGGUUUGUACAAAGCUUUUGAGGGGUUAUAGUGGGAAAUUUGGUCUCCUGAGUGGAUCUGUUCUCAUGGAUGCUGAUUUUGGGAGUAGAGGAAAAGGUAUUAAAAUAUGUGGGGAACAAAAUGUCUUUGGACUUGGUCCAUCUUGGAUGGUGCACUUUUAAAACUGUGAAAACAUGGAUAAUAGGUGGUCCUAUUUUUCUAGCUGAAUGGGCCAGUUGUUGCAUAAAGAGAGGGUGCUACGUUUAGGACUCUGGGGCUUUGCUAUUUCCUGACCCGUCCAAAGAUUAGAAGUCUUUGUUUACUUGUCUACAGGCUUCACAAACUCCAGAAGUGGUUAUGAAUAUCCAUCAGCAUUGUGCCUGGAUGUACUACUUUCCUAUCCUAAUGCCUAGUGAGUUGGAUGCUCAGAGGUUGGGGAAAGCUUGUAGUUAAGUGGAUGUCACCAGUGUUGUGACAUUGACAUAAAUACAAUGAAGAAAAUAGCUUAGCAAGAUGCUACUUCCAGUUGCAUAGUAGGGGGUAGUACCAGUUAGUUUUGUGCCACCCUGUUUUUAUAUUGAGAUGGGAGACUGGUCCUGUAAAUGACUAGAUAAAUAAUAUAGGCCUAAGUAGCAGUGCUAGUUUGCUUGUUGGCCAGUUAGGAAUUGGAUGUUCGGGUAUCUUCUAUGAAUCACAUUGCUUUUCUUGAGCCAAAGCUGAUAAAAGGAUUACUUGUUCCACCAGCUUGGGGUGGGGGGGUUGCGGAGAUAAUUGUGCUCAAAGGAGAUAUAUUCACUGGGUGACAAAGUUCCUAUCAUAAACACACAAGUUGCCUUCACAACCAAUUCUGCAAAGCCCAGCUCUGUUCUGGAAGACACUGCCUUCUGUGUAGUGGUGUCAGGUCUUUGCUAGAGGUGGGGAGAGAAUCACACCUUUGUUUGCUUAUUUAGGGUAUCUGAAACUGAAUAUGCAAUUGAAAAUGCUCUAAUCUGAUGUGUAAAUGGAUUAAACGAGCUCUUAUUGUACUGGGCUGAUAUUCCUGUUAGAGUAGCCACAUUCUCUUCUUGAGUCCAUGCCAAGGAAAACAGCCUUGCCCUAUGUGAGAGACCCAAAGCUUUGUGCUGGCUGUGGUUCAGGCUCCUGGUUUGCCUGACCUUUCUGAUUUGUAUCUUUUUGGGGGCAUCCCUGUGCAUAGUUUCUCUGGGAACUCCUUUUCAUGAAUGGAAAUUUGGGAUGAUAAACUAUGUUCUCUUAUUAUGGUGCUUGAGUUUCAGUUCCCAGGUAGGCACUAGAUACCACCUCCAUCCUGAAUAGCCUGCUGCUUGGGCAUCUUCGGGUUUGUCAAGGUGGCUACCUUGUAUAAAAUUCAAUAAGACUUGAUAUUAGCUGGGGGCUAGAUAGUUCAAGAUUUCAUGAUGACAUACGGAGACUUCCAGUUCUCAGGCUUUGAAUACAGGGCCAGUUUUAUCAAGCAGGUGGCUCUUUAGUGGCAGACUGGAAGGAAUAGUUUUGGAAGCCUGCUAGGCAGGUAAGAUUGCUGCUGGCACUUGAAAGCUAGAGGCUGAGUGGUUAUCCUUGGACCCUGAUGUUCUCCUUCCCAAACUAUCAGAAGCCCAUACUAUUUGUUUGUGCUAUUCCUGUUUUUAUGUACAGAAACGCUUCAGUGGUGGAGGUCUGCAUAACUCCCUGCAUCAGUGGAGCUGCUGCCUAACUUUGCCAGUUGAGAAUCUGUCCCAUUUUCUCCAGUGCAACACCCAUCUAAAUAGAAAAUAUCUCUGAAGCCAAGAGUUAAUUGAAAGUAAAGCACCUUGGUCACAUUCUGACAAGUUAGGGGAGUUGCACAGAUGCAACUAAACUCUUCAGGGUUUGCUGUGUGAAGGAAGGUGCUCCCCCUAUUUCUUGCACUGCCUAUUCUUGUGUUUCUGACAAUACCGUAAUUCUCUGCAGAGGACAGUCCAUUCAUCUGUUGACUUCUCAGCAGCCUUACCUCAUAUACAGUGCCUGACUAUCAGAAAUUUCAUGUGAUCUACAAUGUUUGCAUCCAUAGCAGUGCUCCAGAUGCAUCUCAUUUUCCCCUUGGAUAAGCUGAAUGACAAUUUUUCUCUUCCUUCCCAGCUCAGAGCACUCUGCAGGGAUCAUGCCUCAAUCAUCAAACCAAAUGCCAAAUACUCGUUUUGUUUUUUAAAUACUUAGUGCAAUAGAAGCUGCAAAGAUGUGCCAUUUGAAUGAGACGAGAGUUUUGUAUGUUGGAUGGACUAUAGAACAAAGAUUAAACUUUGAUUAUUUUACUAAGA